Drosophila gunungcola (fruit fly) is the source of this 951-nucleotide messenger RNA. Its product is annotated as flavin reductase (NADPH). The transcript has 2 exons. The record is from RefSeq and is a predicted model, not a curated record. Bases 189 to 803 code for a protein of 204 amino acids. NCBI's taxonomy places the organism in Eukaryota, Metazoa, Arthropoda, Insecta, Diptera, Drosophilidae.
UUGUACGUGUGAGAGAGACAGUUGAAAUCAGCCGGUGAGAAGAGAAUGCGAGGCAAUCGCUGGAAUCACUUCUGAUUUGGACCUUUGAUAGAUAAGUAGCAAUAAGUGGAGCACAGGUGAGACUGCACUUUUGCACACCUAGGACUGGACAAACGCAUUAUCUACGCAGAAAUUAAAGAAGAACCAUUAUGCAACGCAUUGCUAUCAUUGGAGGAACCGGCAUGACCGGCGAAUGUGCCGUGGAUCAUGCCUUGCAAAAGGGUCUCACGGUAAAACUGCUGUAUCGCAGCGAGAAAACUGUUCCAGAGCGAUUCAAGUCCAAAGUGGAACUGGUCAAGGGCGAUGUGACCAACUACGAGGAUGUGAGAGGCCUCAUUGAGGGCGUAGAGGCGGUGGCCGUCAUCCUGGGCACCCGCAACAAGCUGGAGGCCACCACGGAACUCUCCCGUGGCACCGAGAACCUCAUCAAGGCCAUGAAGGAGGCCAAGCUGACCAAGUUCUCCAUCGUCAUGUCCUCGUUUCUCCUGCGCACGCUUCAGGAGGUGCCCGCUGUAUUCCACCGCCUGAACGAGGAGCACCAGCGCAUGCUGGACCUGACCAAGGCCUCCGGAUUGGACUGGAUUGCCAUCCUGCCGCCGCACAUCGCUGAUGAGCCGGCCACCGGCUACACCGUGGUGCACGAUGAGGCCCCCGGCCGCAUGGUAUCCAAGUACGAUCUGGGAAAGUUCAUUAUCGACAGUCUGGAGCAGCCGGAACACUACGGCAAGGUGUGCGGCAUUGGCAAGAGUCCCAAAAGUGCCUAGAACAAUCCAUCAUCGAAUGGGAUUGUGACCAAUUGCAGCUGAUCAUUUGAGUCGUACAAAUAAUAUUCUAAUUAAUAUUUUGGCAAACGUCUACAUACCCGUAUGUAAUGUGAGCUCACAAUAAACUUUCCAUUUUAGAGAACACGAA